Poecilia reticulata (guppy) is the source of this 790-nucleotide messenger RNA. The record is from RefSeq and is a predicted model, not a curated record. NCBI's taxonomy places the organism in Eukaryota, Metazoa, Chordata, Actinopteri, Cyprinodontiformes, Poeciliidae.
CGGAACACUUCCUGUUGUGUACAGGAAAAAUAUGAUGGCGGCCACGUAAAGCAACGUUUUAUCUUGAUUCUGUUCUCUGAAGUUAGGUGGAGGGAACCAAAUAUUUCAGCCGCUUGAGACAAUAUGUUCCCCCUCCAUAACAUGGGAACAAAUGAAUCUCCCAGCUGCCUUCUUCUGGAUCGUCACUGUUCGUUCAGAAACAUGACUGAACCACGCAACCCCGGGAUGUCCUCCGUCCCCCAGAGCAACCCGUCCCACACGGAGUCCAGCUCCCAAGCCGUAGAGAUGGAUCCAGUGGAGUACACCCUGAGGAAGCGUCUGCCCCGGAAACUUCCCAAGAGGCGGAACGACGUCUACGUUAACAUGAAGACCGACUUCCGGGCCCAGCUGGCGCGCUGUCAGAAGCUGCUGGACGGUGGCGGUCACAGGGAGAUCUGCGUCCACGGGUUGGGCCUCGCCAUCAACAGAGCCAUCAACAUCGCCCUGCAGCUGCAGGCCAGCAGUCAGGGCGCUCUGCAGCUGGCGGCCAACACCUCCACAGUGGAGCUCAUCGACGACCUGGAGCCCGAAGAUCCCGACGAGGCGGGGGAGCCCAUGACACGUACACGCAAUAACUCAGCCAUUCAUAUCAAAGUUUUCUACCCUGAUCCCCAGUGACCUGAAGGUACUACCUGUUGUAUUUCUCUUGUGGUCUUGUUGAACAUUUUUUUGUUUGGACUCAUGGUUUGAAGAGCAGGAGAGCAUGUGUGUGUUUACAAGUGAAUCAUAUUAAAAUCCUUUUUUUUUUUUA